Molecule: messenger RNA, 927 nt
Organism: Diabrotica balteata
Lineage: Eukaryota; Metazoa; Arthropoda; Insecta; Coleoptera; Chrysomelidae
Source: the annotation of a GenBank genome assembly
GAAUGUCCUAAAGAACCUUACAGAAGCUUCCAAAAGGAACAAGUAGAUUACAUUAAUUCUUUUGAUGAAGUACUUCUGGAUGUCGACGGCGUAAUAUGGCUCAAUAGUACUCCAAUCCAGGGCGCAGUGGAUUGCGUAAAUAAUCUUAAGAAACUAGGAAAGAAAAUUAGAUAUGUCACGAACAAUACAAUAAGACCUACACCGACCAUUGCAAAGAAUCUGACUGAGAAAAACUUCAUUACAAAUCCGGAAGAUAUUGUAACUCCCAAAGAAACUACUAUUGCCUACUUAGACCAGUUAAAUAUUAAAGACAAAGAUAUAUUUAUAAUAGGAACACAAAAUAUGAAAGAGACGAUUCGGAACGCUGGAUACAAACUUCUUCCUGAUCCACCAGCUGUAAUUGAAGAGGGAAUAACUAGCACUUUAUCCUACUACGAAAAUAAUGCAAAUGUUGGAGCAGUUAUAAUAGAUUUUGACUUCAAUUUUAAUUUUAUAAAACUACAAAAAGCUUUUUGGUAUUUAAAUCAACCAAAUACCGCCUUUAUUAUAACAUUAGAUGAUCGCUUAGCACCAGUGGGUGACAAGGGACCUAUCAUCACUCAGUAUUUUGCAGCACAAGCUCUCAAAGAGGUCACUAACAAAGAACCUGUUUUAAUGGGAAAACCAUCAGAUAUCUGUAUAAACUUUAUCAAGGAGAACUUUAAUAUUAAGGACUGCAGUAGGACAUUAUUUGUUGGAGACUCUAUUACAUCAGAUAUGAGCACAGGAGCUAACGCUGGCUUCCAAAAUCUUCUAGUGCUAAGUGGUAUUUCAACAAUAGAAGAUAUCAAAGAUUGGAAAUAUCCUGAAGAAUAUAAACCUGAGUACUAUAUUAAUAGUCUAAAUGAUCUCAAUAAUAUUAUUAAAGUAAAUUUCUCUCUAACAUAA